This is a messenger RNA of Phytophthora infestans T30-4, 225 nucleotides long. Its product is annotated as glyceraldehyde-3-phosphate dehydrogenase, putative. The record is from RefSeq and is a predicted model, not a curated record. Bases 1 to 225 code for a protein of 74 amino acids. The transcript has 2 exons. Gene Ontology annotation, molecular function: oxidoreductase activity, acting on the aldehyde or oxo group of donors, NAD or NADP as acceptor. NCBI's taxonomy places the organism in Eukaryota, Oomycota, Peronosporomycetes, Peronosporales, Peronosporaceae.
AUGAAGGGCAUUCUCGGCUACACAGAGGAGGCUGUGGUGUCGAGCGACUUUAUCGGCGACUCGCACUCGUCGAUCUUUGAUGCCGAGGCCGGUAUUGCCCUGACAGAUGACUUCGUGAAGCUUGUGUCGUGGUAUGACAAUGAGUGGGGAUACAGCUCGCGUGUGCUGGACCUGAUUGAGCACAUGGUUAAGAACGACAUGGAGGUGGCGGGCAAUUACCAUUAG